Amborella trichopoda is the source of this 1375-nucleotide messenger RNA. RefSeq lists its product as uncharacterized. The record is from RefSeq and is a predicted model, not a curated record. Lineage: Eukaryota; Viridiplantae; Streptophyta; Magnoliopsida; Amborellales; Amborellaceae. Gene Ontology annotation, molecular function: RNA binding.
AUGCCCUUUUGCGUUCUUGUGAUAGAAACCUCGAGCAGAGAGAGAGAGGACCAUCGGUCAUCUGGAGAGAGAGAGGACCAUCGCUCUGACAGUAGAGAUAGAGAGAGAGAUAGGUACCAUUCCGACUCUCGCAGGAGAAGUGAUGAAGAUGGCCGGAAAAGGCGCCGGAGUUCUCCAUCCGAACAUCAUCCCUAUGGAGAAGAGAGAGAAGAACAUGGCGACGAGAAUUACAGGCGUCGAAGUAAGAGGCAAGCUGGUGAGGCUGGAGACAUAUGGUUUAGGGUUGUGGUACCUUCAAAGCAGAUUGGAAGGGUGAUAGGAAGAGAGGGAAGCCAGAUCCGGAGGAUAAGAGAGGACACCAGGGCCAAUAUCAAGAUUGCUGAUGCCCUAGCCCCAUAUGAAGAUCGUGUCAUCCUCAUAAGUUCUAGAGAUGAUGAUCGUGAAACUUCUGAUGCAGAGCAUGCACUCUAUUACAUUGCCAAGAUUAUUCUCAAGGAGGAUGACACUAGUGAUGAAAAGGUUGGGGGCCAUUCAUCAGCCAACACAAUCCGGCUUUUGAUUGAAGGUUCCCAAGCUGGUUGCCUGAUUGGGUAUUCUGGUCAGAACAUUAAAGAAAUUAGAAGCUCCUCAGGGGCCAACAUUCAGAUCAUGGAGCAGAAACACUUGCCAAUCUGUGCAUCUACCUGUCAAUCUGAUCGGUUAGUUCAGAUAUCCGGUGAAGUCCGAGAAGUGCUAAAAGCUCUGGAGAAAAUCAGCUACAAGCUCAGGGAAACUCCACCCAAACGAGUAAUCUCGCUAAAGCCGGCGUACAAUUAUGGCUCAGUUCCUCCAAGAACGUCGUCACAUAUGUCUUCAUAUUCAGAUCAUGGUUAUUCGGCCCAUCGUAGCUCCAAUCAUAGGUCAUCCACCUAUGCAAAUGAUGUGGUGACUACUGAAAUCUCAGUUUCAGAGUCAGCAGUUGGUGGUUUGAUAGGGAAGGGCGGCUCAAAUAUCUCUAAAAUUAGGCACCAAUCAGGGGCUUUGGUUAAGGUCUCAUCGGGGAGAGGUGAGAGAGGGCAAAGACAAAUUCAUAUUAGUGGUGGUCCUCCGCAGGUUGCCUUGGCAAAGAGGUUGAUUGAGAGAUACGUAGACUCCCAAUUGCAUGAACACGAUUACUAGGACUUUAUUUAUUUAUUGUUGUUUCUCUAAUUCUUAGAAAUACAAUGAAACAUAUAUAAGAGAGAAGAGCUGCUGUGUAACGCCUUUGAUGAUCCUUUAACCUCAUGUAUCUCUUUGAGUCUUCACUUUUGUUGAUCCUGUAUUUUAUUUCUAGGUUUAGUUGAUAUAUAUACCUAUAUAUUAUAUGGAAAAAUAUCAUGUCUGCUCAUGAAUUGAU